Molecule: messenger RNA, 2982 nt
Organism: Equus quagga
Lineage: Eukaryota; Metazoa; Chordata; Mammalia; Perissodactyla; Equidae
Gene: ACSS2
Product: acyl-CoA synthetase short chain family member 2
Exons: 19
Coding region: 74-2233 (719 amino acids)
Biological process (GO): acetyl-CoA biosynthetic process
Cellular component (GO): cytoplasm
Molecular function (GO): acetyl-CoA synthetase activity
Source: RefSeq, a predicted model, not a curated record
GCCGGCCUGUUUUCCCCGCCUGUGCACCCGCCGCAACCGCAAAGGCGGCUGCUGUGCAGGUCAACUCGACGCGAUGGGGCUUCCCGAGGAGCGGGGCCGGAGCGGCGGCGGCGGCGGCGGCGGUGGCAGCGGGGCCCGGGAGGAAGCGGGAGCCCGGAGCCGGGGGCGGCGCUGGUCUCCGCCGCCGGAGGUCAGCCGUUCGGCGCACGUCCCCUCGUUGCAGCGCUACCGACAGCUGCACCAGCGCUCUGUGGAGGAGCCGCGAGAGUUUUGGGGAGACAUUGCCAAGGAGUUUUAUUGGAAGACCCCAUGUCCUGGCCCAUUCCUCCAGUACAACUUUGAUGUGACUAAAGGGAAAAUCUUCAUUGAGUGGAUGAAAGGAGCAACAACAAACAUCUGCUACAAUGUGCUGGAUCGAAUUGUCCAUGAGAAAAAACUUGGCGAUAAAGUUGCUUUUUACUGGGAGGGCAAUGAGCCAGAGGAGACCACCCAGAUCACAUACCGUGCACUUUUGGUCCAAGUGUGUCAGUUCAGCAAUGUUCUCCGAAAACAGGGCAUUCGGAAGGGUGACCGAGUGGCCAUCUACAUGCCCAUGAUACUGGAGCUUGUGGUGGCCAUGCUGGCGUGUGCCCGCCUUGGGGCUCUGCACUCCAUUGUGUUUGCAGGCUUCUCUGCAGAGUCUCUGUGUGAACGGAUUCUGGAUUCCAGCUGCAGCCUUCUCAUCACUACAGAUGCCUUCUACAGGGGGGAAAAGCUUGUGAACCUGAAGGAGCUGGCUGACGAGGCCCUGGAGAAAUGUCGGGAAAAGGGUUUCCCAGUGAUAUGCUGCAUUGUGGUCAAGCACCUGGGGCGGGAAGAGCUGGGCACAGGUGACUCUCCCAGUCAGUCUCCCCCAAUUAAGAGGCCAUGCCGGGAUAUACAGGGUAAGCCGAAAGAGAAACCCACGCGCAUCUGGCCCCAGAUCUCCUGGAACCAGGGGGUUGACUUUUGGUGGCAUGAACUCAUGAAAGAGGCAGGGGAUGAGUGUGAGCCUGAGUGGUGUGAUGCUGAGGACCCACUCUUCAUCCUGUACACCAGUGGCUCCACAGGCAAACCCAAGGGUGUGGUACACACAGUUGGGGGCUACAUGCUCUAUGUGGCCACAACCUUCAAGUACGUGUUUGACUUCCACGCGGAGGAUGUGUUCUGGUGCACAGCAGACAUUGGCUGGAUCACUGGCCAUUCCUACGUCACCUAUGGGCCACUGGCCAACGGUGCUACCAGUGUUUUGUUUGAGGGGAUCCCCACAUACCCGGAUGUGAGCCGCCUGUGGAGUAUCGUGGACAAGUACAAGGUGACCAAGUUCUACACAGCACCCACAGCUAUCCGCCUGCUCAUGAAGUUUGGAGAUGAGCCUGUCACCAAGCAUAGCCGGGCAUCCUUACAGGUGCUAGGCACAGUGGGUGAACCAAUCAACCCUGAGGCCUGGCUUUGGUACCACCAGGUGGUAGGUGCCCAGCGCUGCCCUAUCGUGGACACCUUCUGGCAGACAGAGACAGGUGGCCAUAUGCUGACACCCCUCCCUGGUGCCACACCAAUGAAGCCUGGUUCUGCUACCUUCCCGUUCUUUGGUGUAGCUCCUGCAAUCCUGAAUGAGUCUGGGGAAGAGCUGGAAGGUGAAGCUGAAGGUUAUCUGGUGUUCAAGCAGCCCUGGCCAGGGAUCAUGCGCACAGUCUAUGGGAACCAUGAACGCUUUGAGACCACCUACUUUAAGAAGUUUCCCGGCUACUAUGUGACAGGAGAUGGCUGCCGGCGAGAUCAGGAUGGCUAUUACUGGAUCACUGGCAGAAUUGAUGACAUGCUGAAUGUAUCUGGACACCUGCUGAGCACAGCCGAAGUGGAAUCAGCACUUGUGGAACAUGAGGCUGUUGCCGAGGCAGCCGUAGUCAGCCACCCUCAUCCUGUGAAGGGCGAAUGCCUCUACUGUUUUGUCACUCUGUGUGAUGGCCACACCUUUAGCCCCACCCUCACGGAGGAGCUCAAGAAGCAGAUUAGAGAAAAGAUUGGCCCCAUUGCCACACCGGAUUACAUCCAGAAUGCACCUGGCUUGCCUAAAACCCGCUCAGGGAAAAUCAUGAGGCGGGUGCUUCGGAAGAUCGCUCAGAAUGACCAUGACCUGGGGGACAUGUCUACUGUGGCUGAUCCAUCUGUCAUCUGCCAGCUCUUCAGUCACCGCUGCCUGACCAUCCAGUGAACAAGAUCCUGCCUUUACUCAGGAUUCUCCCUGCUUGGCUUUCCAAAGUUUUGCCCACCCUCCCUGUCCCUAUCCAGGAGCACUGAGGGCCAGUGCUGACCCAUACCACCUCCCUCGACCAGCUGUCUGAGACCAAGGACCAGCUUUGCCCCUGGGAGGAGGCAACUUACUGUGACUUCCAGGCAGAUGGGACAGGACCCAGUUCAGACUCAGGUUGCUGUGCCCCUAGACUGCAAAGAGCCCUUGGAGCGCAGAACAGGGACCUGAAGGUCACGUUCCCAACACAAGUUAAAUGUUCGGAGGGCAAGUUGAGGGCCUAGACUGAAAAAGGGAGGCAGCUCUGUAAUCCUAUGUCACCUCUCAGGAAGCACCAGUACUUAUCUUGGACAUGCACUUGCUCUUAGAAAUGCCUGUUUGUGAGUCCUGGAACAAUUGAUUAUUAUUUUUUUAAACACUUUGCUGCUUCUGUUCUGGAUCUGAAUUCCCUUUUGUGCCAGAUGGCAGUGCUUGUCUACCCAUUUGCUCCAAGAGCUAUGCAGGCAGGCUCAGUUUCCAGAUCAUCUGCUGCUUUGCAGGAGUAAAUAUGUUUUGUUCGUAGGGCCAGAGGAGCCUGUCUUCCUUGUCCUCUGUUCCCACCCUCCCCAAAAGAAGAGUCCUGCCCAUGAGGGACACUCUCAGAUGAAACUCUCUUUUCUUGCCCCGGUCAUGCUCAAGCUCUGUGGUUGUAGGAAUAAAGUCUGUGACCUCAA